Molecule: messenger RNA, 1728 nt
Organism: Menidia menidia (Atlantic silverside)
Lineage: Eukaryota; Metazoa; Chordata; Actinopteri; Atheriniformes; Atherinopsidae
Source: the annotation of a GenBank genome assembly
AUGGGGAGUGACACAACGGGGAUGGAAGAUGACGGACCGACUGCCGACGCCUCUAAGAUGCCGAGUUUUAUCAGCAGUCUCGAGGAGGGGAGGGCGAAAUUGUCCCGCAACCUGCCGACGGAAAGUUCCCCCGCGGACGGUAAAGUCAAGCGGCCGCCGUGGGACUCGAACCGACGUGUCGCCCGGUCUAACUCCCGGCUAUCGCUCGACGGAGGCGGCAGGGACUCGGAGGAGAGGAGCGGCGGUGUGGAGAGGGAAGCGGAGGGCAACAACAACAACAACUGCAACGGAGGAGGGAAAGCCAAGAGGAGCGCGAGCGCCGUCGAGAUUUUGAGGAAGAAUUUCGGGGAUUCCAAAUCACCGUCUUUCUAUUUCAAAACAAACAGUCGGAUGCAGAGCGGAGACGAACAUGAAACCGACGAAGGAAGCGACGUUACGGACCCACACGGAGCAGAAUGUGGCCGGUGUAAAAAGUCGACGGGAGAAACGGAGGAUUCGGGAACUAAAAACGAGCCAACCCUGAGCGGGUUAACGACUUCGGACGUUCAAGGAGUUGAAUAUCUAACUGUUACAGAGCAGAGCCGCUAUUUGCGCGACGGUGACAGCAGGGCUCCGUGUUCAGCCGAGAAAUUCAGCGCCAAAGAGCACGUCUACUGCACGGUCUACUGCAUCGCCGGCGACAGCCGCCUCACGGACGCUGAAAUCACAGACCGCCACGAUGACGCGGGCACGUCUGACGCAGCACAAAUUGACGGGGAGAGCGGACAGAUGGGGGGCACGACCCCCGAGCCGGAGCCCUACUCGUUGGACGACCUGGUGGACCCGUUCGGGGACAUCUCCAGCCGCCUGUACCGGGAGGAGGCGGGCGGGGAGAGCGAGCUGCAGAGCUGCCGGGUGUGCCUGGUGGAGAAAACCAUCGCACUCCUGCCCUGCUGCUGGAAGGCCGUGUGCGAUGAGUGUCUGAAAAUCUACGUCACCUCCCAGCUGUGGGCGGGCAAGGCGCUCAUCCGAUGUCCCAUCACAGAGUGCAGUGGCACCCUGGAGGAGGGGAUGGUGAUCUCCCAUUUGGCCAGCGAAGAGGUGGCAAAGUACCGAUACUUUUUGGAGCUGAGUCAGCUGGACUCCAGCACUAAGCCCUGCCCCCAGUGCAGCCAUUUCACCUCCCUGAAGACGCACAACCCAAACCGCUCAGAACACAAGUACAAGAUCCAGUGUAGCAACUGCCAGUUUGUGUGGUGCUUUAAAUGCCACGCGCCGUGGCACAACGGACUCAAAUGCCGCGAGUACAGGAAAGGCGACAAGCUGUUACGGACCUGGGCCAGUGUCAUAGAGCAUGGACAAAGAAACGCCCAGAAGUGCCCACAGUGCAAAAUUCAUAUUCAGCGCACAGAGGGCUGCGAUCACAUGACCUGCGCACAGUGUAACACUAACUUCUGUUACCGCUGUGGAGAGCGCUACCGACACCUGAGGUUUUUUGGGGACCAUACUUCCAACCUCAGUGUGUUUGGCUGCAAGUAUCGCUAUCUCCCUGAUAAGCCUCACCUCAGAAGGCUGGUCAGAGGGUCUGUCUGUGCCACAAAGGUGCUGAUAACUCCGGUGGUCAUCCUGCUGGUCGUAGUGCUCGGAGCUCUUGCACUGGUGAUAGGUCUGGUGGCUUUUCCGGUCUACUAUGUGUGUAAGAGGCGGAAGAAGCAGCAGCACACCCGAGGAUCCGGACGAUGGAUCUGA